Messenger RNA from Iphiclides podalirius (scarce swallowtail), 2112 nucleotides. The record is from the annotation of a GenBank genome assembly. NCBI's taxonomy places the organism in Eukaryota, Metazoa, Arthropoda, Insecta, Lepidoptera, Papilionidae.
AUGUAUCCGACGCCGACGCGGCAUCCGGCUGCCGCGGGUCCACAACCCGCGGCAGGACCUAUAAAGUUUACUAUAGCAGACACAUUAGAGCGAAUUAAAGAAGAGUUUAACUUUUUACAAGCCCAAUAUCAUUCCUUGAAAUUAGAAUGUGAGAAACUGGCCAGUGAAAAAACGGAAAUGCAAAGGCAUUAUGUCAUGUACUAUGAAAUGUCAUAUGGAUUGAAUGUUGAAAUGCAUAAACAGACGGAGAUAGCAAAAAGACUUAGUGGUAUUAUAGGACAAGUGCUGCCUUUCCUGGCACAGGAGCACCAGCAACAAGUUGCCUCAGCUGUGGAGCGAGCUAAGCAGGUCACUAUGUCUGAACUUAAUGCUAUUAUCGGGCAACAACAACAACAGGGCCUACAGCAACUUCUUCAACAGAUCCACGCGUCCGCCGGCCUGCCGCACGGCGUGGGGGGCGCUGGGGCGCUGUUGGGCGCGGGCGGGCUGCUCUUCGCCCCCGGGGGCGGGCCGCCCCCUCCGCCCCACCUGCCGCCGCCGGCGCAUAAGGUCGAACUACCUCCCCCAGCGGAUAUAAAGCCACCAAUCCUACCCGGCGGUCCGGCCCCUCCCCCUCUAUUGCCGGGACAGCCUCCCCCCCGAGAGGACGAAAGGCUUAUGGCUUCUAGGGUAAUGCAACAAAGGCGCUCGGUAUCGCCGCAGGGGCGCGAGCCGAAGUACCGCGCCCGCUCCGCCGAGCCGGAGCCGCUGGACGCGAAGCGGCGGAAGGAAGAGAAGGUACUCGGCCAUGUGAGUCUGUGCAGUGACAGUGACGCCGAAAAGAGCGAUCAGGAUUUAGUUGUUGAUGUUGCGAACGAGGAGGAGAGAGGCUCGCCCAGCGUCCGCCCUGAGGGCAGUGAGCGGACGGAAAACGGGCCCAGACCACCCUCGCGUUCAGGAUCCUCCUCCAGCCGGUCGACGCCCAAAAGCUCUAAAGACGAGAAGCCGGGUACACCGGGCGCCAAAGGGCGCGCGCCCACCCCCACCGGCCGCUACGCGUUCCCCACGUACGCGGCGUACCGGGCGCCGCUACCGUACGACGGCGCGCACGCGAGGACCAACGGGAUGCCGCCCGCUAAGCCGGCGUACUCGUACCACACGUGCGGCGGGCCGCCGCAGCCGGUGCCGUUCCCGGCGGACGCGCUCGCCGCGCCAGGGGUGCCCAGGGGCGCCAGGGCGGCGGCCGCGUUGCCGCACGGCGAGGUGGUGUGCGCGGUGGCGCUCUCGUACGCGGCCGGCGCGCGGCGCGCCUACACCGGCGGCAAGGGCUGCGUCAAGCUGUGGGACAUCACGGAGCCCUCGGCGCCGGCGGCCCUGGAGCCACUCGCGCAGCUCGACUGCCUGCAACGAGACAACUACAUUCGCUCGGUGAAAUUGCUGCCCGACGGGCGGACUCUGAUAGUGGGCGGCGAGGCGUCUAACCUCUCCAUAUGGGACCUGGCCUCGCCCACGCCGCGGAUGAGGGCCGAGCUCACCUCAUCGGCGCCGGCCUGCUACGCGCUCGCCAUCAGCCCGGACUCCAAGGUGUGCUUCAGUUGUUGUUCAGAUGGUAACAUAGCUGUAUGGGAUCUACAUAAUCAAACAUUAGUUAGGCAAUUCCAAGGACAUACGGAUGGAGCGUCCUGCAUCGACAUUAGUGCGGACGGGUCGCGUCUCUGGACUGGCGGGUUAGACAGUACGGUCCGCUCCUGGGACCUACGAGAGGGCCGUCAGCUGCACCAGCACGAUUUCUCCAGCCAGAUAUUCUCACUUGGAUACUGUCCAACUGGCUCUUGGUUGGCUGUGGGCAUGGAGAAUUCUCAAGUGGAGGUGCUGCACUGCGGUAAACCCGACCGCUACCAGCUCCUUCUUCACGAGUCGUGCGUGCUGUCGCUAAAAUUCGCCGCCGCCGGCAAGUGGUUCGUCUCUACGGGCAAAGACAACUUACUUAACGCGUGGCGGACGCCUUACGGUGCCAGCAUCUUUCAGUCGAAAGAGUCAUCAUCGGUGCUCAGUUGUGAUAUAUCGUCAGACGAUAAGUUCAUAGUGACGGGCUCUGGGGACAAGAAGGCUACUGUGUACGAAGUUAUGUAU